GUUACGCCGAAUCGCAACGUUCAUGUCUAUCUCAAAGGGUAUUGCAUUGAUCACUGGGUCUGCUCAGGGAAUAGGUCGCAGCAUCGCUCUGCGUCUUGCACGGGAUGGCUUCGACAUUGCUCUCAAUGAUUUACCCAACAAGGAUGCCAAGCUGGAACUGGUAGCGACUGAAAUUGAAAGUCUUGGGAGACAAGUCUGCGUCGUUCCCGCCGACGUUACCGUCGACAAACAAGUCAAAGAGAUGGUUGAUCACGCUGUUUCAGAACUUGGUGGAUUGGACGUCAUGGUUGCUAAUGCUGGAAUAGUGCCAACGCUUGCCUCGCUUGUAUCAUCAACUGCAGAGUCAUGGGACCAUACGUUAUCAGUAAACGCCCGUGGACCUUUCCUGUGUUACAAGUAUGCUGCUAUGCAAAUGAUUGAACAGGGGCGCGGUGGCCGAAUCAUUGGUGCGAGCUCAGUCCUGGGUAAAAUUGCCUUUCCCUAUAACUGCUCUUAUGCGGCGAGCAAAUUUGCAGUUCGAGGGUUAACUCAAGUUGCAGCUCUUGAGCUUGGCCAAUAUGGCAUUACCGUAAACGCAUAUGCUCCUGGCUCAAUACAAACUCCUAUGACCAAAGACAUGAUGGAUGAGUCUGGGAAUGCGGAUGUUACAGGGCUUGUCGAUGAUCCUUACUCGAGGAAGUGGAUUAUGUCGUUACUUCAUAAUGUUCCUAUCAAGCACAUUGGACAGCCUGAAGAUAUAGCUAGCAUUGUAAGCUAUCUCGCAUCGAAGGAAGCGCACUUCAUUACCGGCCAAUGUAUUUCUGUCGAUGGGGGAAUCAGCAUGAACUGAGAAGACGAUGUAAAUGAUUAUGUUCUUACUCCUCGCAGAUGCUAUGGUAUGAUUACAACAAUAACUUGAGGAUUUCCCUCCUGAACUGGAAAGUGGUGUUUAAUUGUUUGCCCAUGUUCCCCAUGGCGCGCGCUAGCCAAAUUGAACCAAG
Messenger RNA from Suillus clintonianus, 980 nucleotides. RefSeq lists its product as uncharacterized. Gene Ontology annotation, molecular function: oxidoreductase activity, acting on the CH-OH group of donors, NAD or NADP as acceptor. Lineage: Eukaryota; Fungi; Basidiomycota; Agaricomycetes; Boletales; Suillaceae. The transcript has 9 exons. The record is from RefSeq and is a predicted model, not a curated record. Bases 23 to 829 code for a protein of 268 amino acids.